GCACAUGGCAGGUGCUUUCGAGGUAGGAAGAGGUUUAGCUAAUUAUUACAACAGGCAUCACAAAUAGUGCAUAUAACAAAACAAAAUGAAGGUUCGGUUUUAGAAAGUUUGGUCCUUCACUUGGACCCCUAACCACCACACCUCCCAUAAUAAAACUUUUUACCAAAAACUCAUUAGUGGAUAAAUAAAUUGAAACAUAUACAAUCGCAUAUAGAACUACAUUCGAACAGUGUUUACAAUACACUAUCUAACUAACAUAUUGUUCUAAAACUUUUAGCAAUUCAAAAUUGGCAGUGCAUUAUCAUCUGAAUGCAGUUUGGCCUGCCUUGAAAUAGAGGUUACCAAUCUACAAAUGUGUAGAUCCAACUCCAUUAAAGUUCAUACAGAGACAAAAAUAUAGACAAAUAGAAACUAGUUGGUACUCAUGAAAAACUCAAUUUACCCACAUGAUUAGCUUUUGAAUAGAAUGGCCAACCACAUUGUUGUAUCUAUCUAAUUGUUUUUCUCCAUAGAGACUUAUUUAUCUUAGAACCUUGCAUUUACCGACUUCCAACUCAUUGAGUCACAAAGCAAAGAUAUUUGUGCCUUUUCACUUUGUCCAUCAUAAUCACCCAAACCUGGAGACCUUUUUCCAUUCAUAUUUAUAACUACCAACCAGCCUAAUUUGUUAAGUGAGAAAACUUGGUUAUCAAAUUAAGAAUAGAGUCAAAAUGAAGUUGUUUCAAUGGGUGCAUCGAAAACUUCGGCAAAAUAUUGAUCCCGUCAAGGACUUCACCCUUGGAAAUCCUUGUGCUGGUCUUACUGUGCAGCUAACAGUUAACAACCAGCACUCUCAGAGAAAGUCAAGCUUCAGUUCCAUUAACCAUUCCUGUUUCUUAAAGCCGCACUAUCAGGAAAGUCAAACAUGUUGGGGCAGAGAAGAAGAAAUAUCAUCUGCAGCCAUAUCUGAGCUCUUUGAAGGCUUUCUGACAAUUGGAACACUUGGUGCAGAGGCAAUUACCAACGAGCCAGCAACACCAACAUUUGCUACGCCUUUCGAAAACCUACCUAUGAAAGAUGCAGACGUGACAGAGACUGAACUGAAGCUCAUAAGUUACGAGCUUGAGAAAUUUCUUGAGGCUGAAGAAGAAUGUUUUUAUGAAUCAUCAAGAAAAAACUGUCUUAGCAACAUCCCACUAAAUGGAACAGAUGCUGACGAUUAUGGAAACGAGGUUGUAUGUCCACUGCAAGGAUAUUUACUGGGGUCAUCGUUCAAAAUACCAGAGAAAGUAGAAGUGAGGGAAGAGUGGGCAACACUUGCUGAGCUAUUUCAAAGGACAAAGACAACAAAAGAAGACUGUAUAGAGACAGGAGCAAAAGAGAAACAAGUCAAGCAAGCACACAUGUCUGCCAUGCAUAUCAUGAAAAAGAUGUGGAAAAAGGUCUACAGUUCCUCAAAAAGCUGUAGCACUGCCGGGAAUAUAGCUGAUUCUACUACAACCAAUGCAAAGCUCCGUAAGGUUCCACGCAAUUUUCACAGAAAAGUCUAUCUUAAAGACACCAUCAGUGCAAAAAGUGUUACUAAAUCCCACAAAGGUGACAAAGGAGACACCAAAAACUCAGAUCCUGGCAGAAGAUUUCAUUCAGAUAGCAAGUCAAAAGAGUGGUCUAAACACUGUGAGACCAUCUGGAACCCAUCGCAAGAUGGCUUAAGUUGCAGUGGUUCGACUGGGAACAAUGAGCACUGGAUCAAAACAGAUGCCGAGUAUUUGGUACUGGAGCUGUAGCAACUACGCUGUACGAGAGUAUUAAUAAUUGAGCCGCUUUAAGAGACUUCUCAACAGCAGUAUUUCAUUGUGUGAUUGUGUUAUGGAUGUACUUUUAAGUGGAAACUGAUAAUACAGUCCAUAAACCUGUGUUUUAUGAAAUCUUCCAAAUAAGUAGACACUCUUCUACAGUCAAUCCUAAUUGGAAUCUAGUUUCGUGUG
Messenger RNA from Lathyrus oleraceus (garden pea), 1967 nucleotides. Its product is annotated as protein LAZY 1. The transcript has 5 exons. Gene Ontology annotation, biological process: gravitropism; regulation of auxin polar transport. The record is from RefSeq and is a predicted model, not a curated record. Bases 711 to 1766 code for a protein of 351 amino acids. NCBI's taxonomy places the organism in Eukaryota, Viridiplantae, Streptophyta, Magnoliopsida, Fabales, Fabaceae.